This is a messenger RNA of Penicillium subrubescens, 1119 nucleotides long. Its product is annotated as cobalamin-independent methionine synthase II family protein. The record is from RefSeq and is a predicted model, not a curated record. Bases 1 to 1119 code for a protein of 372 amino acids. Gene Ontology annotation, molecular function: 5-methyltetrahydropteroyltriglutamate-homocysteine S-methyltransferase activity; zinc ion binding. The transcript has 5 exons. NCBI's taxonomy places the organism in Eukaryota, Fungi, Ascomycota, Eurotiomycetes, Eurotiales, Aspergillaceae.
AUGGCUCCUCCAUUCCGCACUGAGCAUGUUGGCUCUCUGAUGCGCCCAGCAAAUCUCCUGGCGGCUCGCUCUGCUGCUGGUGUCACAUCUUCGUAUUCUCGAUUAACGGAAGAUGUUCAAGCUGUCACUGAAAAGGCGAUCGCUGAAGUUGUCGCCAGGCAAAUCGAGCUAGGCAUUCGCCCAAUCACCUCUAGAGAAUAUGAGCGAAACAUAUUCUACUCCGGAUUCUUUGAAAAUCUCCAGGGCAUGGAAGUUGUCGAGGCAAUCCCAGUUGACCAAGGCUAUCGCACCGGCUUUCCAACCCUCAAGAUGCUGAAGAGUCUUGGCAUUCCUACUCGCGAUUCUGUCGUUGCUGUCGAUCGCAUUAAAAACACUGAUUCCCCUUGUCUAUCAGAGUGGAAAUCUUUGCGGAGCCGACUUUCUCAAGAACAGUGGAAGGAUUUCAAAUUGACCAUGCCUCCAAUAACGCACAGCCAUAUGCAGAUGGCAAUUGGGACCGCCUACCGUCCAAAUGCCUAUUCAUCAGACCAGGAAUACUUCAAAGAUCUCGCAGAGGCAUAUGCGGCCGAGUUUCUUGUACUCUACAACGAAGGGCUGCGUUCAAUCCAGAUCGACGACCCGUGUCUUUUGUUCUUCGUGACGGAUGAAUUCCGAUCUGGCUGUGUUGCGGAUGGUGUAGACCCUGAUGAGUUACUCGACCAAUAUAUCUGGGCACACAAUCAGUGUCUACUCGGAAAACCCGCAGACCUUCAUGUUGGACUGCACCUGUGCUGUGGAAACAUGACCUGUUCAACUCAUAUCAUGAGCGGAUCGUACGAGCGCAUUGCCAAGAAAAAGUUCACCGAAUUGGCUUAUGAUACGUACUACCUUCAAUACGACACCGAGAGGGCUCCUCUCCGCCAUUUGCCCACCGGCAAGAACGUCAUUUUAGGCAUAGUUUCUACCAAGUCGCCGGAGCUGGAGGAUUUGGACGUACUUGUUACUCGUGUGAAUUCCGCAGCGGAGGUCAUAGCUCGUGGACAGGGUCGCAGUGUGGAUGAAGUGUUAGAAUCAUAUGAGCUCCGGCAGGGGCAGUGGAAUGACGAUGAACAUUAUGUGGGAAAAGCUAGUCUUGGUUGA